Messenger RNA from Saprolegnia diclina VS20, 1113 nucleotides. RefSeq lists its product as hypothetical. The transcript has a single exon. Bases 51 to 1034 code for a protein of 327 amino acids. The record is from RefSeq and is a predicted model, not a curated record. Lineage: Eukaryota; Oomycota; Saprolegniomycetes; Saprolegniales; Saprolegniaceae.
GUCGAAGCUCAGCGCGCGUGAAAGAUACGCAGUCGCUCGAAUUCUCGAUCAUGGAGCCGGACUUUCAGGACGUCAUGGAGGUCCCGUGGAAGCCCGAUCCGUCCUUCUCGUCGUCCACCUCGUCGUCCACCUCGUCGCUGUUUGACGAGCAGCUCAAAGAGCUCGUGAUCGAAGUCAACUUGGACACGCUCUUUAUGUGUGCCGUCCAUGCCUGUCCCAAGAGCUGCAACCAAGAUGGCUACUGCGACAACCACGCAGGCAUGGCGCCGACUUCCGUGGCCAAUGACGAUGGGACGACUCUAUCAGCAGUCGUCGCGACGAGCUCCGUGACAACGUCCUCCACUACGACGAUGCUCUGUCAGCACACCAAGUGCCGACACGCCGCCAAGGUGUUUCAAGAGUACGGCCAUUUUUGCAGUCGGCACGCCGUGACGGUGCCGUGCGGCUUUCCGCGCUGUCGCGAGAAGGCCCUCGACGGGUCCUCCAUGUGCUGCAAGCACGCCCAUCAAGCCAGCUCGAUGCGGCGCGAACUCGCCGCGCGGUCCCAAACGGCGCGCACGUGCCGGACCGACGGCUGCUACAAGGUGCGCCAAGGCCGCGGCUACUGCACAGCGCACGAGAAGUUGCUCAUCGCGACGGGCCAGCUCGCCAUCAAGACGCGCGCCGUCGACAUUGCGUUCACCAUGUGUUGCUUCCCCGAGUGCACAAAACAUGCGCAGCGCAACCGGUUUUGUUGCAAGCACGGAAAAGAGCUCGUACUGCAAGCCAAGUCGGUCGCUGACAAGGGACUGACCAACCAGAGUUACGAAGAGAUCCUCGACUUGCUCCAGAAGAAGCUGCGGCGGUGCCAGUAUGUGGGAUGUGAGAAGAACGCGCGCUACAACCAGUUGUGCACCAUGCACUACCAUCAACGAAACCGGGCAGCCAGCGAAAGCGAUAUCGUGGCCGAGGCGAUGUGCAUCGCGCCGCCGACUUCGACGAUGCCCACUGUCUCGCCGGAUGGUACCAGGCACGGGCUAGCAUCGGCCUUGUAAAUAGCAUACCCUUGGCUGUUCUCGAUAGACAGCGCAACCACUCUCACAGGUAUUCUUUGAACUUUGAAUGUCCUUGCCA